AUGUUUGCAUGCAUGUGCAUGUUUGUGAUUCAACUCAUGCUGUACGGAUACCUGAUCAUGUCCAUCUACUACCGAGAGAAACUCACCGAUGCAAGUGACCGAAUGUGGGUGCAAUAUGUUUGUGGUUCGAUCAUUUCCGGGACCAUGCUGGGCUUCGAUGCUUCAUUCAUUCCUGGCGAAUGUAGACUUUUUUUUGGAAUGUUUACUUCUUCCAGAAAGGUUUCAGACAUGAACACCAUUUUCCCAAACUACGAUUUGGCCAUGUCUUGGGCUGUGAAUGACAUCUUUGCGGCCACGGCACAUUUCAUGCUCCCCAUGGUCUUGAUGGACGCGGAGGAUAACCUGGAUUUUGUCAAGGAUGCAACGUGCGUUUUAUUUAUUUGCCCAGCUGGACACUCUGCAAGUGAUUCCACCAGAGCACGAAGUUCCCCGAGAUCCCGCGCUGGAAGAUCCUCCGCUGGUGGGAAAGGGCGAAAGUCUCCGGCAGGAGCCAAGAAGCCCACCAGUCAAACCUCAAAUGUCCUGGCUGGACCAGGACGAAGUUUCCCAGCCUGA
Molecule: messenger RNA, 555 nt
Organism: Symbiodinium natans
Lineage: Eukaryota; Dinophyceae; Suessiales; Symbiodiniaceae
Source: the annotation of a GenBank genome assembly